UAAAAACGUUCAAAAAGUAUCGGUACAAGAGGUCUACUCCCAGUCACACGGUCACCAGAACGCCAUUUAAAACAUGAUCAUACGAGCCCGUGCCUCUUAUCACUAGUUUGAACAGGACAAACAGAUCGAUGUGGACUACUAGCAGUGGUAAAGUGCAGAAUUCAGAGUAAAAAAGAGAGGAAAAGAUGUCGUUCGAAGGAAAGAUUUACCAAGAUUUGACCACGGAUGAGGUUUCACCUUCUCAUCGACGAACAUUUGGACAAGGUCUGUUUGCAGAAAUUGGUGAAUAUACAUUUCAACACCAGCGACUGGUUGUGCUAAGCCUGGGCCUGCUAAAUGCUGCUUUACUGAUUUCUGCUGCUGUCAUUGGGAUUUACUGUGCUAACGCCAAAGACCUUCAGGUUCCUGAUUUAGCUGCUUCACCCCUCCUUGUUGAGGUGAACUUUCUCCGCAACCACACAGAGAUCAUAAGGCAGAGAAAGGAGGCCCAGAACUCACUGGAGAAAGAGCGUGCCAACUAUGUCCAACUAAAGCUGGACAUGAGGCAGAAGAAGACUCUGACUGACAGCCUUCAGAAGAAAAUUAGCAUCCUGCAAACAGAAAAGACAAAUCUCCUGUCCAAUGCAUCUGCUCUUGAGAAAAACUGUGACAGAUGCCCUUCAGGAUGGUUCCUACUGAAAACGUCAUGCUACUACUUUUCUAACUAUGAACCGGAAUCAAGAAAGAACUGGUCAGACAGCAGAGCUGACUGCAUUCGCCAAGGAGGUGACCUGCUCAUAAUCAACAACUUGGAGGAACAGCAACUCAUAAGUACGAAUUUUCCGAGGACAGACAGCAGUAGCAUGUGGUGGAUGAACGGGUUCUGGAUCGGCCUUAGUGAUGUGAAGCAUCUGGGAACGUGGACAUGGACAAACAAUGUGACAGAGACGUCCGUAAUGUACUGGAGAAGUGGGCAACCCAGUCAAACUGGACCUCAGAGCGGGAACUGUGCUGCUUUUCAUUACUAUGGAGACACUAUGAGGACUUGGUACACUGGAAACUGCCAGCAGCAUCUACUGAACUGGAUCUGUGAGAUCAGGCAAAGCAAUAAAUGAAAUCAUUUAAAAAUGCAUAUGAACAGCCUGAAGACUUUUGUUAAGCAUUCUAAUCUGUAAUGUUUAGCAAAGAUUUCACAAUUCAUAAACUUUGUAUUAAACAAUCUUUUAUCGGCUUAGAACAUUUCAAAGUUUGACAUGUGUAUGUGUUGCACUUUCUAUGCUUGUGUAAUUAAAAGGAAGUCUUAUUGCCUAAAUAAAUGUUAAAAAAUAAAUAUGAUUUUAUGAUUUCACAAACGAAUAACGAUUUUAUGAAUCUUAAAA
This is a messenger RNA of Poecilia reticulata (guppy), 1358 nucleotides long. NCBI's taxonomy places the organism in Eukaryota, Metazoa, Chordata, Actinopteri, Cyprinodontiformes, Poeciliidae. The record is from RefSeq and is a predicted model, not a curated record.